Molecule: messenger RNA, 1899 nt
Organism: Adineta ricciae
Lineage: Eukaryota; Metazoa; Rotifera; Eurotatoria; Adinetida; Adinetidae
Source: the annotation of a GenBank genome assembly
AUGUCAGCACCUACAGCAGCAGCAGCUCCAAAUUAUCCAAUGGCAUCAUUAUACGUUGGUGAUCUUCAUCCCGAUGUCACUGAAGCCAUGCUAUUCGAUAAAUUUGCAAGUGCCGGACCUGUACUUUCCAUUCGAGUUUGUCGCGACAUGAUUACACGUCGAUCACUCGGCUAUGCUUAUGUUAACUUUCAACAACCAGCCGAUGCCGAACGUGCUCUAGAUACAAUGAACUUCGAUGUGCUACGUGGUCGUCCAUUACGUAUCAUGUGGUCUCAACGUGACCCUGCCUUACGUAAAUCAGGUGUUGGCAAUGUAUUCAUCAAAAAUUUAGAUAAAAACAUCGAUAACAAAUCACUCUAUGAUACAUUCUCAGCUUUUGGCAAUAUUCUUUCUUGCAAAAUUAUGACAGAUGAAAAUGGCCAGUCGAAAGGUUUCGGCUUUGUUCAUUUUGAAACUCAAGAAGCAGCUGAUAAUGCUAUUAAUAAAGUUAAUGGUAUGUUAUUGGCUGACAAGAAAGUAUUUGUCGGACGAUUUGUUUCAAGAAGUCAACGUAGUGGGGAGGGUCCAGAACGAAAAUUCACUAAUAUAUUUAUUAAAAAUUUUGGUGAUCAACUGGACGAAGAGAAACUUCGUGAACUUUUUUCAAAAUUUGGUAAAAUUUCUAGUUGCAAGGUUGAAAUUGAUGAAAAUGGUCAGCCAAGAGGUUUUGGUUUCUGCAGUUUCGAAAAUCCAGAAGAAGCUGAAGAAGCAGUAAAAAAUAUGAAUGGUUACACGUUAGGUGACAAACAACUCUUUGUUGGUCGUUUUCAAAAGAAAAAUGAACGACAAGCGGAGAUUAAGCGUAAGAAAGAUCUACAACGUAUAGAACGUAUGAAUAAAUACCAAGGUGUUAACUUAUAUAUUAAAAAUUUGGAUGAUACUAUUGAUGAUGAACGAUUAAAGAAAGAGUUUUCGAAAUUUGGUACAAUCACAAGUGCUCGAAUCAUGUUUGAAAAUGGUCGAUCCAAAGGUUUUGGUUUCGUCUGUUUCAGUGCGCCUGAUGAAGCAACAAAAGCCGUCACAGAAAUGAACGGUUCCAUUGUCGGAUCAAAACCACUCUAUGUCGCUUUGGCACAACGAAAAGAAGAACGUCGUAUGCAUUUAACGAAUCAGCAUAUGCAACGAAUUGCGACAUCGCGUGUACCACCACAAAUGCAAUUACCAUUUCCAAACAAUAUGGCAGGAAUGAUGCCUUACAUGCCGGCAGCUAUGGGCCCAUCACAACCAAGAGCAGGCUUCUUUCCGACAACUGCCGUACCAAAUUAUCGACCAACUCAACCACGAUGGACACCAGCUGGUGCUGGUAACAUGAGAGGACAAGCAGGCGGCCCUAUGAUGAACAUGUCGAUGGCACAAUCCCUGGCUGGAGCUCAACAUCGACCAAGUGGUAUGGGUGGCUUCCAAGCACGAGGCGGUAUGCAAAUGGGAAAUCGCUCAACACCAGGCCAAAUGGUAGCUGGCGGCGGUGUUCGACCCCACGGUGGUGCUCCACUUCCAGCAGCUUAUACACGUUCUGCACGAAAUUUACCAGCCAAUAAUGCCGGCGUUUUCCCAGGCUCGAUUGUUGUUCCUGGUCAAGAACCGUUGACACCAGCUGCUCUUGCCAAUGCAACACCACAGGAACAAAAACAAAUGUUAGGCGAACGCCUCUUUCCAGUAAUUCAAAAUAUGCAUCCUGACUUAGCCGGUAAGAUUACCGGUAUGCUUCUCGAAAUUGACAAUACCGAAUUACUCCAUAUGCUCGAAUCGCGUGAAUCACUCAAAGCUAAAGUUGAAGAAGCCAUCGCUGUUUUACAAGCUCAUCAAGCCAAACAAAUACUUGCCGCCAAACAAGCUGCUACUAACUCAGCUAAUUCAUAA